Pollicipes pollicipes is the source of this 2230-nucleotide messenger RNA. RefSeq names its product ubiquitin-conjugating enzyme E2-22 kDa-like. Gene Ontology annotation, molecular function: protein binding. The record is from RefSeq and is a predicted model, not a curated record. NCBI's taxonomy places the organism in Eukaryota, Metazoa, Arthropoda, Thecostraca, Pollicipedomorpha, Pollicipedidae.
AACAAUUUUGCUCUCAAGGGUAGCGCGCAUGCUAUUGAUGGGAGACUUAAGUGUUCGUUGAGUCAUCAUCACGGGGUUCUCAGUGGGCCGGGAUAAAAUUUACCCAUAUGGCAAAAUCUUUGUAGCACGCAGCUUACAUUAUCUGCCCAUACAGAUCUUAGGGGAUAUCAUCCUCCGAGUUCCUUGCAAGCCGUUUUGGAUCAUUCCUUUGUUCUUGUGGACUUAAAAAUAUUGAAUUAUGGCGAAUAUUGCCAUUUCAAGGAUUAAAAGGGAAUUUAAGGAAGUAAUUAAAAGUGAAGAGAUCGCCAAGUCGAUGAUCAAGGUGGAGCUGGUGAAUGACAACUACUCGCAGCUGCGUGGCGAGAUUUCGGGUCCGCCCGACACGCCGUACGAGGGCGGCCACUUCGUGCUCGACAUCAAGAUUCCGGAGACGUACCCGUUCAACCCGCCCAAGGUCCGCUUUCUGACGCGUAUCUGGCACCCGAACAUCUCGUCGGUGACGGGCGCCAUCUGCCUGGACAUCCUGAAGGACCAGUGGGCGGCGGCCAUGACGCUGCGCACCGUGCUGCUGUCGCUGCAGGCGCUGAUGGCGGCCGCUGAGCCGGACGACCCGCAGGAUGCGGUCGUGGCGCGUCAGUACAAGGAACACCCGGACAUGUUCCGCAAGACGGCGCAGCAUUGGACCAACAAGUACGCCUCUGGCCCCAGGGCGGUGCCCGAAUUCGACGAAAAGGUCUGCAAGCUGCGCGACAUGGGCUUCGAGGAGCAGACGGCGCGCGCCGCGCUCUCCUCCUGCGAAUGGAACCUGGAGAAGGCCACCGAGACCCUGUUCAGCUAGGCGGCGGCGGCUCGUGGACAGUCAACAGGCCGCGCCGACGCUGGCGCAGCAAAACGCACUCCAGGCAAACCACGUCGAGGCCAUCUGGAGAUCAUAGUCAGAUUUAUUUUCAUAAGAUCGGAACGCCGUGGGGUCAAUCUUUUUCGCUGGUAAGGUUUAGCCGAAUGUAAGAGACGUUGUGUCGGGAUUCUUUCACUCCCCGGUCUCGCCGAUCAGACAGAGUGCGAUGUCGGUACAGUGCGAUGAUCGAACACUUACCGUUGAAGCGGUAGGCUAGAGGUGCCUCUAAGUCAAAAUUGCAAUGUAUGAUUUAAGCGCAAGUGCGCCACUUAUGCGCUGGGUUUGUCCCGCUUUGUUACGAGGUCUAAAUGAGGGGUGGGAGGCGGUCGGGUCGGCAGACCCUCUGCCUUUGUUCGGAUAGCUUGGUUGGUCAGGCGCUGUCGUCUCGCAGGCUGGCGGAUCGACCUCCCUGCGUCCGAUCGACCGGUCACGGGAGCCUGACCGCCAGAACCUUCCCGUUAAACGCCGCCGAGAGAGCCGUGCCGCCGCAGGGGUUACACCGCGGCUGGAGGCCGUCUGGUGCCCGGCUGCCGUUCCCCUUAUUCCGUGCUGGUGCAUCGUGUGUGUGUGUGUGUGUCACCGCACGGAGGCGCACGUGCUGCACGUGCACCAGCUGACGCCCACCACGCCGUGCCCGACGUCGGCGCGGUCCGCGCUGCUCCUGACGGCAGCCAGAGGUCUCUGACUGCCGACCGAGGCCGCCGGGCCGCCCGCCUCGAGAGAAGCCAGUUGUGCAGCCGUCUUCGGUCACCGGCGCCCAGGACCUUUGGCGGGCCCGGUAGGCGAGCGUCGCCAGCGUAGCCACCGCUCAGGUCUGCGUGACGGCCGCCUCCGUCCUCUGGAUCGGCCGUCAAGCGCCGGUGCACCAACGCCGUCGCCACCAGCCGGCUGUCGGGGCGCCGUGCAUUCUCUCCCACUGGCUGGAGCGACUUCACUGCAACGCCACGAGUCUGGAUCGGCGCCUUACCUGUUUACCAUCGGUAGCGGCCAGGGCCGGGACUGUUCCGCUCCACCGGACAGGAGGCCUGUGCCUCCGCGCUUCACCCAUCCGGUGACGUCACAUUUGGCCCCGGCGCCGGCAGAGGGCGCCGCUGCUCCCACCCUCCGGACCCCGAGGCGGGAGGACGGCUCCCGCCUGAAUGUUGGGGAGUGGUGGAGGGCCGCCCGUACGCUCCCGGCUGAUGGCCGUGCGACGGACCGGAGCGAAAGACAGGCGCGGCGGAGGGGCGUCGGGCUCGAGGGGUGUUACGACGAGCGGAGGCCGCAUCGAUGCGCCGCCGGACCCACAUGGAAUGUGUUUUUCUGUAAAUAAACGAGGUGAAUUUGAUAGUU